Molecule: messenger RNA, 616 nt
Organism: Paramecium pentaurelia
Lineage: Eukaryota; Ciliophora; Oligohymenophorea; Peniculida; Parameciidae
Source: the annotation of a GenBank genome assembly
AUGAGAAGGUAUGUACCGGUGUAAAAUUUAGAAGAAGAAUCUACUAGAUAACCUAAAAUUAUUAAAUAAUUAGAUAUCUAUGAUAAAAUUGAAUAAUGGGGGGAAUGGCUAUGGCUUAAAUUUUAAGCUAUACUUUGGAUUUCAGCAGCUGUAGCUAUAGUUUAUUAUUCAAACUUUUUUAAAUAAUUGUUUCAUAAUGAAAAUAUCAAUGAGUAAUCAAAACAAUCAAAUUAGACUUUUUCUUACAUUUGCAUUAUUAUUUAUUGGCAUGAGCAUUAGUUUAUCAUUAUAUGUUGCAUUUUAUUUACCAUGUAUAAAAGGCAUAACUGAGGACAUAGAAACAUAUAAUCCAAAAGCAAUAUAAUUAGGUGCCUUUGCUGGGUUUAUGAGUUUCAUAACGUAUAAAUAUUAAUCAUAUAUUAUUAGUUUAACAAUUGCUAUAUGGCCUGUAUUUGGAUGGUGGAGUUUUCCUAUGUUAUUUGCAAUGUUUUUGGGUUUCAUUAAUACAGGACACUUUUUACCAAAUCAUUAAUUUAGUGGUCUCUUAUUUGGAGCAAUUUUUAUUGGAGCAUUUUUCUCACAUUAUUAUAUUGAUCAUGAUGGUUAUAUGCAUUGA